AUGGCCUGGAGAGACGCAACCGUCGGCCAAAGCAUCGUCAUGGUCGCCAACGGAGCCAUCCGCGGCGCGCAAGUCGUGACCGGCGUGCUGACCAUCUACCUCUACGUGCACGAGAAAGGAUACUGGCAGGACCAUGGCUUGCCGAGGACGCUCAACUUUGAAAUCGUGCUCGGCUCGCUCGCCAUCGUCACUGGUCUGGCUCUGGGUCUCGUGCCCUUCAAAUUGUCCUACCGCCCCGUCGCGCUCGCUUGCCCGUGGGACCUCGUCAUGUUCUUCUUGUACAGCGCGGCAUUCGGCAUAAUGAGGACCGUCAUCAGCAAGCUCGUCACUGAGACUUUCUGGCACGCGGUUGAAGGUGACAAUGGAUACUUCGUGACUCGCAUGCACGCCAUGCAUGAUAAGGUGUGGAUUGAUCUCGUCGGCAUGCUUCUCUUCCUUGUCAGUGCCAUCAUGGGGGCGGUCUUGCUUUGGGUUGGAAAGAGAAACAGGACCACCGGACGACACCGCGCUUUUUAG
Cladophialophora yegresii CBS 114405 is the source of this 516-nucleotide messenger RNA. RefSeq lists its product as uncharacterized. NCBI's taxonomy places the organism in Eukaryota, Fungi, Ascomycota, Eurotiomycetes, Chaetothyriales, Herpotrichiellaceae. The record is from RefSeq and is a predicted model, not a curated record. The coding region runs from base 1 to 516 and encodes 171 amino acids. The transcript has 3 exons.